This is a messenger RNA of Lindgomyces ingoldianus, 2814 nucleotides long. RefSeq lists its product as uncharacterized. The transcript is spliced from 3 exons. The record is from RefSeq and is a predicted model, not a curated record. Bases 119 to 2650 code for a protein of 843 amino acids. Lineage: Eukaryota; Fungi; Ascomycota; Dothideomycetes; Pleosporales; Lindgomycetaceae.
CUGAUCCCGCCCACAUGCACAUCUACCAUCGUUUGGGUCGUCGAUAUUGUGUUGUCGCUGCACUCGUUUGCAUGUCGUCGACAGUGCCUGCUUUUCGCUAGGUGCUCGCUAUAGAGGCAUGUUGUUGGUUCGCUCGUUAGCUGUUUUCGCGCUUCUUUUAGUGUUCUCUGUCGUAUCUUGCAAUCCGUUCCGUCCUCGCGGAUACGACACUAUUGCCCCCUAUGCGAAUCUCACCUCUAUAUCGACCGCACCUGCUGUCAUUCCUACUACAGAGACUACUGCUAUCUUGACGGAAAACCCUCCUUACCCCAUUCCUGGCACCGGAACUGGCAUUGUCACUAAGGACAAUGGAGGACGCCCGAAGUCGACUGACCAGGGGUCCUCUACUGGCGGGGCAGCAUCCAAGAACGAUUCCAUGGCACCCUGCACAGUGAACAUUCCGCAAGCAAACAUCGACUGGUGGUAUGCCGCGACUUACGAGUUUCCUAUCGGGACUUUGACAAAAACUGCGAAUCCCUUCAAUGAUAGCAAGCAGUAUCUGACCAAAAUUCCUAACACGGAAACCUUCGAUGUCACCAGCGCACUCUCAGAUAUUGCUUAUACUAACAGUCUCACGUAUGAUCCGGAGUGGAACAUUACCUGGACCUAUCUGGAGCAAUAUGACGUUACCCCUAAGGCUGAGAUCACCUCUGUUAUUCCGAGGACUGCCGCUUUGCCACUUCCAUCUGGUGACAUUAUUCCCGCUACAGACGCCCCACUAUACGAUAUCGAUAUCAACAGCCUCCCAGCCGCGAGCUUGGCAAUUACUGGGCCAACAGGGACUGUAUUUAUCGCAACGUCGACGACCCCUGUUCUCUAUUUCUCAGUCUAUGAAGUAGAGACAGCAGUCCCUUCCACGGCCGCCGAUGGAAAGGUCACAUAUGAUACGACCAUCGAGACGUUCAAUUUGCCAGAUGUAUAUGCCUACUCAUACGAUCUGAAAGGUAUCGAAGACUAUGCCAUCGCAACAGGCGCCGUACCAGAUGAGUUCCUCCAGCAGAUUCCGCAAUCGGCAUGCAGCGCCGGACUCUUCGAAGCUACUGUGACAGUUCUGGUUGUUGUAGAUUUGACAUAUAUCAACUUCCCCGGAGCGAACCCCUUCAUUGUCCACAUAGAAUCUAGUGUUUUGGGUUUUGAGGACGAGACUUCCAAAGGCCCAAAUGUCGUAGUAGUUGCCACACCACAACCUCAGACAAGUACUCGUGCAGUCCACCCUCCGAUGAUUGAACACUCAGAGGAUGGCUUCUCGACAAGCGUGGACGACAGUGGUGGAGACCACCAGGCCCCCACGACUACCGCUAACGGAGCUGCCGAGACACCGGGUGCUGCGGCCACACCCGCCUUUGAGGAUAGCCACAACGCUGGGGGAAACCAGGCCCAAGGUCCCAACGCCCAGGAACCAUCACAGCAAAGCGUAGGGACGAUUGGAUCUGAGACAGUAAAGGUUGGCCCAUCGUCCGUCGUCGUCGUUGGCUCUCAAACCUUGAAACCAGGAGGUCCAGCUAUCACCGUUGGAGGGAUUCCCGUCUCUCUUGUCCCAUCUGCAACGGCCAUUGUGGUUGGAGGCACGACUUCUGCCUUACCUCGAGUACUGCCCACAGGCGUUAAUAAUCCAGCACCACCCAUUCUGACCGUAGGUUCUUCCACCUUCACAGCAAAUGCAGCCACACAAUUCUUCAUCGGACCCGGUCAAACACUCACAUUGGGAGGGACAGUCAUCGUGGAUGGAACAGUCGUCAGCCUUGGACAGUCUGCAUCUUUCGUAGUCGUGGGAGGAUCUACGCAGGUAUUUUCAUCUGCAACACCAGCUUUUAAGCCUCCUGCCGCUACUGCACGACCUACAAUCGUAGUCGCCGGGUCGACCGUCACAGCUAAUCCUGGAUCGUCCUUCAUUAUCGGGAGCCAAACCCUCGCACCUGGACAGCAGAUUACAGUGGACGGUAGUACUGUAUCCCUUGCCCCUUCCGCUUCCUUUGUUGUAAUCAACGGCCAGACUUCAAGCAUCGUGAAUCCAGCGGCUCAGAUCACUCCCCCACCAAUAACUCUGAAUGGCGCUGUCUUCACUGCACUUCCCGGGACUGGAACAACAUACUCAAUCGGAGGCCAGUUUCUUACGCCUGGCGGCGUCAUCACAGUUGGUGACCAAACUGUUUCUCUUGCAGCUGGAGCGACUGCCCUUGUCGUGAAUGGGCAAACCACGACGCUUCUUCCCCAGGCCAUUAUUACCAACGCACCCCUUUUGACUGUUGGCUCCAAAACUUACACCGCACAGUCAGGUGCUGGGACAAUAUUCAUCAUAUCGGGACAAACACUUACUCCAGGCGGCAUAAUAACCGUGGAUGGAACCACAAUAAGCCUAGCGCCUGGUGCAACACAACUCAUCUACGGAAGUGCAGGACAUAGCACAACCGAGACACUUUUCCCCGCCACAAUAACUAGGAGUCAGUCUAAUACCGGAGCUACAGCAAGCGUGGGCGCUACUCGCACGGCUGGUGGCGCUGCGGCGACGAGUAGCAAGAAGGGUGGUGGAGGCUAUGCGGUUCAACCGUCUAGAUCAGCAGGAUGGAGUCUUUUUGUUAUAAUAGGUGUGAUGGGUCUGGUGCUUGGGUAAACGUGGCAAUUUGGGUCUGGGACGAUCUCUGAAUCACGGAAACGGCUAUUAUAUCGGAACUGGGAAAACACAUAAUGACCUAACGACUUUUACGAUUUGAUUCUUGGAUUUGCUUACGGGAUAGGGCUCCUUUGCAUCUAGGACUGGGAUAUGUACUUGUAAUA